CAGAACAUGAUAAAAUGCCAAAACUAUCAAAUGAAGAGGCAAAUUAUCUCAAAUUAAUCAUAUUCAUUAACACAAUUGCUACACCGUCUGUUAGAGUAAAAUUCAACCAACAUUUUCCGCCAACAUCACUUCCUACAACAUUAAAGAAUGAGGAGUCUAAGCUUAGAUCUAUGCGAGUGCUUAAUGCAAUGCAGUUGAGUCUCUUGUAUCCUGCAACUGGUGCAACACUAUCUGAAAACUUUGACAUCUCACUAAUGGUAUGUCUCUUGCGGAACCUAACACACAUAGUAUCUCCAUCAAAUGGAUUUGAUAAGCUUCCUGCAAAUAAUGAGAUACACGACGGAGCAGACUUAGCAAGAAUUAAACAUUAUCGAAAUUACAUAUUCCAUAGAAGCACGAUUCCAACACAACAGUUUAAUGAUAUAUGGACAGAUUUAACAGCGGCAGUGGUUCGUCUCGAUCCUAAAAGUAAUAAACAUUGUGAUACACUAGAAUCACAGAUUUUAACAAAUGAGUGCUUAUGUUAUGGACAGAUGGAAUAUUUUCCUCUUAUGUGUCAGCAGUAUACAACACGUCCUAUAACUGACCCAUUGAAUUUCUUCAAUAAUCCUUAUGAAAUAUUUGAACAAGAGAUAAUUGCUAUGAAAGAAGAAGACAAGCUGAAAUAUUGUGCAUUGUUAAUUUGUGUUCUAUUGAAUGCUUCUAUAAGAAAUCCAGAUAAAAACUGUGAAAGAUAUAUCCGUUUAGAUGCAAUGGAGAAUGACACAAACGCUCAUGAAACAGAGAUCUAUGGAACGCAGACAAAAUUUUCCAGAUUCCAACUUCAAAAUAUUUUCGAUCUUUGUGAACUCAAUCGAGAGACUCCGACUAAACUAAUAUUUCGGCAGUAUGAUUGCUUAUUAAAUACAUAUAUGAAAAAGACAGACAUAUAUUACACUUGUAUUCAUGAUAAAGUGUUUGAAUGUCUGUGUUAUUACUUUGGCAAAACAUUGCAAAGAGAUGUAAUUUUGUAUUCUGAUAGCAAAGUUAUAAGAGACCAUACGCAUAUUACUUCUUUGAAUGAGGAACAUGACACGUUUUCUAUUUUAGUAAAGACAAAAAAUGAAAAUCAAUAUUUCUUCAGGAUCAUUAAAGACAUAUUACAGGGGAAUAUUUAUGAUGUUUUCUGUAACAAUCAAAUGCAAUUUACAAGCUACAGAUCAAAAUUAAUCAAGUUUCUUUUAACUCUCUCUGACUCCAUGCUAAAUAGGUUGUUGACUACAAAGGAUGAAACACGUGAAAAUGGAACUGAUCCAGUUACAUCAUUGUAUAUUGUUUGUUAUAAAGGCUACUUGGAUUUAGCUGAAUUUAUAUUAGACCAUACGAAUAAUUAUUUUGAUCGCCGCUUUCAUCCAUUAAAUGCAGCAGCAUCUUCUGGUCAUUGUUAUUUGUUAGAGUUGAUGAUAUCUAGAGGAGCAAAGGUUAAUCAUCGUGAUAAAAGUGGCCAUACUCCCAUGACUAUGGCAUGCAUAAAUAAAUAUGAAGCAGCAGUAAAACUCCUUAUCGACAAAGGAGCUGACUUAAACAAAAGAACAAACAAAGGUCCAACUCCAUUGAUGUGGGUAUGCACCAGUAGUAACAAACAAUUGGCCGAAUUGCUCCUCUACCAUGGUGCUGAUAUAGACAAAGGUGAUUACGAAGGACAAACACCGGUAAUGCGAUCCCGCAAACGCUCAGCGCAUGAAAUGUUCGAUUUCCUCAUUUAUAAAGGUGCAAAUUUGAAUACAGGAGAUAAAAAUGCAUGGACGUCAUUAAUGUGGGCAUGUUUUUACGGGCAAACAGUUAUUGUAGACAUUUUAAUCCAAAAUAGAGCUGAUAUUAACCAGGUCAACGACGUAGGAUUAACAUCUUACAUGAUAGCGUGUAAAGGUGGUAAAGUAGAUAUUGUAAAACUUCUUAUUAAAAAGGGAGUUGAUUUAAACACAAGGGAUACAUUUGGUCGAACAGCAUUAAUGCUGGCCUGUACAGAAGGACACACUGAUAUAGUAAAUGUUUUGAUUGAGAACAGAGUCGAUAUAGAUUGUCAGGAUAUAUAUGGAGUAACUCCCUUGAUUGAAUUAUGUUCUCAAGGACAUUUACCAUUGGUUUGUAUUGUAUUAGAGGGUCAGGCUAAUUGUAAUAAAGCUGAUAAUGAAGGUUGGACUCCAUUGAUGGCGUCUUGUUUGAGUGAUAAUUAUAACCUCACAAAGUUAUUAGUUGAGCACGGAGCUGAUGUAAAUAAAAGAAAUAAGGAUGGUGAAACUGCUCUUUUGGUUGUGUGUAUAGGUGUUAUAAACAGAAAAAAUGCUGGUUAUAUCGACACGAGGGUUUACAGCAAGGUUUACGAGAAUGUUAAUAAACGUGACCCUAAAAUUAAUCAAGUUCGACGUACAAUAAUAAAAUUUCUACUAUCCAAAGGAGCCAUCAUCGAUCAACAAGAUAACUGUGGGUGGUCAGCAUUAAUGUGGGCUUGCAAAAACAAUUACAUAGAAAUAGCUUCUUUGCUCAUUGAAAAAGGUGCAAAUAUGUAUCAUAUUUCUUACGAUGGAAAAUCAAUUCUACAAAAGGCAUUAAAAAAAGAAGAAAAGGCUAUUAUUGUGUUGCUUUUCCGCAAUGGUAUUUCUGAAUUGAAGGAACUCAUGCAUGCAAUCAAAGACAACGAUAAGAAAACGGUUGAUUUUUUAAUUGAUGAUAAAAAACAAAGUUUUCUUGAAAUGGACGGGAAAACUGAGAAAAGUAAAACUUUGAUAAACGGGUGCGAUCCUUUUGGUUACACCCCUCUUAUAAUAUCUUGCCGUGCCCGAAAUAUUGAAAUUACUCAGUACUUAAUCAAUAAGGGGGCCGAUGUAAAUAUGUCUUCUUAUGGUGGCUUAACGGCUUUAAGGGAAGCGUGUUUAAACAAAGAAACAGAACUUGUUUCACUUUUGAUAGAAGCCGGGGCAAAUGUAUACAGAGACCUAGUGUUAGCUUUUAAUAUGAAGGAAACUACAAUAAUAAAUCUCCUGCUUAGAACAAUGCCGAACAUAAAUGAAAUAUUAUACAAAAGUUGUAAAUUACAUGAAACUGAUUUUGCUUAUUUUCUAAUUGAAAAUGGUGCAGAUAUUGACUACAGGGUGGUAGACCGACGCAAUACGCACUGGUUAGCAGAGUGCAUUGAUCCUUCAACAGCUCUACUGUCAGCAUGUCGAUGUAAUAAGAUAUGCAUUACCAGAGUUCUGUUAGAAUUAGGAGCGAAUGUUAAUAUUUUGUCCGAAAACAAAACAACUCCGUUAAUGUGGGCAAGUUACAGGUCUUAUACAGAUAUUGUACGUUUGCUUGUAAGAAGAGGAGCGAAUGUCAAUGAUAUCGAUGAAAAUGGUUGGAAUUCUUUAAGAUGGGCUUUAAAAGGACGAAAUAUGAAAAAUGUUGAUUAUUUAAUUAGAAUAGGUGCCUAUAUUGAAACAAUUUUUUUAAGCGCUAUGCGAGACAAUGAUACAUGGAUCAUUGAUACGUUGGUAAAAAAUGGAGGAAAUCUAGACCGCUUGCUGACUAUUUCAUGUGAAUAUGGCGAUGAAAGCACUGUUGAGAAAUUGCUUUCUAAUGGUGCUGAUAUUCACCAUCAAGAUAAAAAUAUGUGGACGCCUUUGAUGAGGGCGUGUAAGUUCGACAACAAACCCAUUAUUUCAUUAUUAUUGAAACGAGGGUCUUUUGUUAAUAACGAUCUUCUUACUGCUGUUAAAAUAGGAGAAAAUACUUUAACAAAAUCUUUAAUUGAAGCAGGUGGCGAUUUGAAUAAGAUUUUUAUUGAAUCAUGUGACAAAAAAGACGGAAACACACAGCAAUUACUUAUUCAGCACGGUGUAAAUAUGUAUGAAGCUCUCCAUUUCGCGUGUUGCUCUAAUAACUUAAAUGCAAUCUGUAAAAUUCUAAAGUUUGAUUUUGACAUUGAUGAAUGCAAUGAAAAUGGUUUCACUCCCUUAAUGACCGCUUGCAAGCAUUCAACCGACGAAAUAUUUCAGUUUUUAGUGAAAAAUGGUAGGGCCAGCAUUUUUCAAUCACUUAAAUGUGCCCAUGAAAAAGUAGGGAACUCAUUUUGUAAAUCAUUGAUGGGAAAGUGUGGAAAUGAGGAGUUGGUAGAGACAUUAUUUGAGGCAUCAAAAAUUGGACAUUAUGAUAUAAUUCAACUACUAAUUGAAAAGAACGUAACCUUGAAUCAAACUAAUGAAUGGCAAGAUACUCCUUUAAUACUGGCAUGUAAAAUUGAUUAUCAAUGUCUUGCAGAAUUACUGAUAAACAACGGAGCAGAUACUGGGGAGGCAUUUAUAUGGGCUUUCAAACAUAAUGAUGUAGAAUCAACUAGGUUAUUGAUAGUAUGUGGUGCCGAUGUGCACAAAGUUGAUCCUAUUGAAUGGAGUCCACUGACAUGGGCAUGCUUUAUCAGACAAGAAAACAUUACAAAAAUCUUAGACGGGAAUUAG
Messenger RNA from Mytilus californianus (California mussel), 4475 nucleotides. Its product is annotated as serine/threonine-protein phosphatase 6 regulatory ankyrin repeat subunit B-like. The coding region runs from base 15 to 4475 and encodes 1486 amino acids. The transcript is spliced from 4 exons. The record is from RefSeq and is a predicted model, not a curated record. NCBI's taxonomy places the organism in Eukaryota, Metazoa, Mollusca, Bivalvia, Mytilida, Mytilidae. Gene Ontology annotation, molecular function: protein binding.